This is a messenger RNA of Candidula unifasciata, 429 nucleotides long. Lineage: Eukaryota; Metazoa; Mollusca; Gastropoda; Stylommatophora; Geomitridae. The record is from the annotation of a GenBank genome assembly.
AUGAUACAUACAGUGUACUUUAACUUACAGUGUUACAGUACUAGUACCGCAAAUACUAGUAAUACCACAGCGAUGGGUUAUACAAAAAAUAUACAGCAGUUGGGGAAAGUAAAAAAGAAUGAAGUGCCUUACAGAGAAAUGCGUUUUCGUCACUUUGCCUCAGUAGAGUUUAAUGGAAAUUUGUACAUGACUCCACAGGACUUCCUGGAAUCCUUAACGGAAGAAUCACCCCGAGCUCGCAUUGGGCGGACUCGGCUGUCACAGAGCGAGGUGGACAGUAUGCUGCGAAGUACGCCAUCUUUGUCUCGUGGCAGCGAGAAGUUGUUUAGAAAACUCCAUGACAAAGAACCACACUCUGGCUUUCGCAUUGCCUUCAACAUGUUUGAUUUAGAUGGCAAUCAGAUUGUUGACAAAGAAGAGUUUUUAGUG